CUGUCUUUCUUGAUGACUCUGUGUAGAUCGUAAGGAUACGCGUAUCAGAAAGAUGUACAGCGGUUCUAUGAAGAUCACUAACCAGGUGUUUGAGGAUACCUAUGAAGACUCCAACAGCACUGAGUACAGAGCACUGGCCGAACAGGUCGUCAAACAGGUCAGAAAACACCUUGGCCGUGUCUGAAAUCUGUCUUGCCUUCUACUUACUCAAACUGCAUACUAUUUAGAACAGGUACAGUGCCUUGCAAAAGUAUUCAUCCCCCUUGGCGUUUUUCCUAUUUUGUUGCAUUACAAACUGUAAUUUAAAUUGAUUUUUAUUUGGAUUUUAUGUAAUGGACAUACACACAACAGUCCAACUUGGUGAGGUGAAAUGAAGAAAAUAACUUGUUUCAAAACAUUAUAAAAAAAUAAAUAACGGAAAAGUGGUGCGUGCAUAUGUAUUCACCCCCUUUGCUAUGAAGCCCCUAAAUAACAUCUGGUGCAACCAAUUACCUUCAGAAGUCACAUAAUUAGUUAGAUUGCACACAGGUGGACUUUAUUUAAGUGUCACAUGAUCUCAGUAUAUAUACACCUGUUCUGAAAGGCCCCAGAGUCUGCAAAACCACUAAGCAAGGGGCACCACCAAGCAAGCGGCACCAUGAAGACCAAGGAGCUCUCCAAACAGGUCAGGGACAAAGUUGUGGAGAAGUACAGAUCAGGGUUGGGUUAUAAAAUAAUAUCUGAAACUUUGAACAUCCCAAGGAGCACCAUUUUAAAUCCAUUAUUAAAAAAUUGAAAGAAUAUGGCACCACAACAAACCUGCCAAGAGUGGGCUGCCCACCAAAACUCACGGACCAGGCAAGGAGGGCAUUCAUCAGAGCGGCAACAAAGAGACCAAAGAUAACCCUGAAGGAGCUGCAAAGCUCCACAGCGGAGAUUGGAGUAUCUGUCCAUAGGACCACUUUAAGCCGGACACUCCACAGAGCUGGGCUUUACAGAAGAGUGUCCAGAAAAAAGCCAUUGCUUAAAGAAAAAAAUAAGCAAACAUGUUUGGUGUUCGCCAAAAUGCAUGUGGGAGACUCGCCAAACAUAUGGAAAAGGGUACUCUGGUCAGAUGAGAGUAAAAGUGAGCAUUUUGGCCAUCAAGGAAAAACGCUAUGAAACUGGUCAGAAUUGAAGGAAUGAUGGAUGGCGCUAAAUACAGGGAAAUUCUUGAGGGAAACCUGUUUCUGUCUUCCAGAGAUUUGAGACUGGGACGGAGGUUCACCUUUCAGCAGGACAAUGAACCUAAGCAUACUGCUAAAGCAACACUUGAAUGGUUUAAGGGGAAACAUUUAAAUGUCUUGGAAUGGCCUAGUUAAAGCCCAGACCUCAAUCCAAUUGAGAAUCUGUGGUAUGACUUAAAGAUUGCUGUACACCAGCGGAACCCAUCCAACAUGAAGGAGUUGGAGCGGUUUUGCCUUGAAGAAUAGGCAAAAAUCCCAGUGGCUAGAUGUGCCAAGCUUGUAGAGACAUACCCCAAGAGACUUGCAGCUGUAAUUUCUGCAAAAGGUGGCUCUACAAAGUAUUGACUUUGGGGGGGUGAAUAGUUAUGCACGCUCAAGUUCAGUUUUUUUUGUCUUAUUUCUUGUUUGUUUCACAAUAAAAAAUAUUUUGCCUCUUCAAAGUGGUAGGCAUGUUGGGUAAAUCAAAUGAUAAAAGUAAUCCUUCUACCCCACCCCUACUCCACCCCGAAAUAAAAAAUGAAAAAAUAUAUAAAAAAAUAUGUGUAUAUAUAUAUAUAUAUAUAUAUUAUAUCCGAGUGGCGCAGUGGUCUAAGGCACUGCAUCGCAGUGCUAACUGUGCCACUAGAGAUCCUGGUUCGAAUCCAGGCUCUGUUGUAGCCGGCCGCGACCGGGAGACAUGGGGCGGCGCACACUUGGCCCAGCGUCGUCCAAGUUAGGGGAGGGUUUGGCCGGCAGGGAUGGCGUUUUCAAUGCCAGGGUUGUGGGUUCGAUUCCCAUGGGGGGCCAGUAUGAAAAAAAAUAAUGUAUGCACUCACUAACUGUAAGUCGCUCUGGAUAAGAGCGUCUGCUAAAUGACUAAAAUGUAAAUGUAAUGUAAAUGUAUAUAUUGAGAAGAAAAAAAAAAUGUUAACAUAUACUAUUGUUAAACAUAUACUAUAAAAAAUUAGAAAAAAUACAAAUUAUAAAGUGGUUGUCCCACUGGCUAUCAUAAGGUGAAUGCACCAAUUUGUAAGUCGCUCUGGAUAAGAGCGUCUGCUAAAUGACGUAAAUGUAAAAUGUAAUACAAAUCCCCCCCCAAAAAACAAUUUUAAUUCCAGGUUGUAAGGCAACAAAAUAGGGAAAAUGCCAAGGGGGGAUGAAUACUUUCGCAAGCCACUGUAUGGGCAACUCCAGUCCUGGGGCACCUGAUUGGUGUCACACUUUUCCCCCAGCCCUAUAACUAACACACCUUAAGCUAGUUGCAUUCCUAACUGAAAACCAUGAUUGGUUGUUUAUAGGAGAGCAGCAGGUCGCAACCAGGCCCCUGAGGACUGGAGUUGCCCAUCCCUGAUUUUACAACAAACUGUUUAGUAAAAUCAAAUGCAGUAAGCAACAAAUAUCAACAUACUAGGCUCCUCCUACUGAGAAUACGUCAUCUACUGCACAAUAGCAUUGAUUCCCGCCAUUCGUUUGGAAGGGGAGGGGUAGAGUGUGGAAGGCAGGGGUAGAGUGUGGAAGGGGAGGGGUAGAGUGUGGAAGGGGAGGGGUAGAGUGUGGAAGGGGAGGGGUAGAGGGUGUCCCCUUAUCACAUUAUGAGCUGAUAAUCAGUACACAGUAAGUCUGGAAAGACUCUUCUCUUCCUCAGAAGUAUGCAUCUAAUUCUACUGGAUGAAGAGCUGUAAUGAGGAUGACAUCCUGGCAUUUAAAGCAGACUACAUUUUUAGAAAUUUAACAUACUAUAAAACUGUAUAUUUUCGCGUACCCGAAAGGCCUACUAUUUAGAACACAAGUAUUAUGGGUAUUCAGACAUGGCUCUUCUUUCAUACUGGAAUACUGUUGGAGUCCCAAAUGGCCUAUCCCCUUUACAGUGCUCUACUUUUGACUGGGUGUCAUUUGGGUUGUAGUCAUGGUCUUUCCACUACUGAUAAGUCACUUUAAUAAAUCAAUCAAUCAUUUGUGUCUGAGGAUAAUACAUUGUGCAGCAAGAUUCACACGCAAACAUUCUAAAUGAAAGAAAAUAUAAUCAUUUCAGUUAAUUCAUUCCUGUGUUUUUUUUUUUUUUUUCAUUUUUCAGCUGAGAACACUCUACAACAAGAUGCCCCAGCUGGCCAAGUACUAUGUUGGUUCCACCAUACAAGCCUUCAGGUACAGUAACUGUAUGAGUGUGAUCGCAUGCUGAUAAUCUGCGUGAUCUUUCCACCAUUGCAUGCCUGUUUGCUAAUCCCCAUGUAGCUGAUCUGUUUGAAUCCAUAACAGAGCAGAGAUUUACCACACCUUUUGGACACUUUUUAAUUUUCUCCUUUUUCAAGUUACACCAUUGUUCUGUUACCACCGUUAUUUAUCUUGUUAAACCAUUCAACUAUACCACCAUUAUUCUCAAUAAAUCAUUUGGUCAGCAUGCUACACAUUGUUCCAAUAGCCACAUCAGCAUAACGGUUAGAAGGAAGCAAGGUGUUGGACUUUCGAACUGUUAUUCUACUGUAGAUAGAGGGACUGUAGAUACUACAGGGCCGUGAAGAAGUAUUUGCCCCGCUUUCUAAUGUUCUCUACUUUUACAUAUUUUUGAAUAUACUGAAUGUUAUUACAUUUUACAUUUUAGUCAUUUAGCAGACGCUCUUAUCCAGAGCGAUUUACAGGAGCAAUUAGGGUUAAGUGCCUUGCUCAAGGGCACAUCGACAGAUUUUUCACCUAGUCGGCUCAGGGAUUAGAACCAGCGACCUUUCGGUUACUGGCACAACGCUCUUACCCACUAAGCUACCUGCCGCCCUAUCAGAUCUUCAACCAAAAACCUAAUAUUAGAUAAAGGUAACCUAAGUGAACACAAAACACAACAAUUACACUUAUUUCAUUUAUUUCAUAAACAAAGUUAUGCAGCACCCAAUGUCCCUGUGUGAAAAAGUAAUUGCAUCCCCAACACAUCACACCACCACCACCAUGCUUGACCGUUGGUUUGAGGUUCUUACUGUGGAAUGCAGUGUUUGGUUUUCGCCAGACAUAAUGGGACCCAUCUCGUCCAAAAAGCUAUACUUUUGAAUCAUCUGUCCAUAGAACAUUCUUCCAACAGUCUUGAUGAUCAUCCAAGUGCAUCCAGGUGCUUUUUGGCAAACUUGAGUCAACUGUUUGGACGACAUGGGUCCCGUUAUGUCUGGCGAAAACCAAACACUGCAUUCCACAGUAAGCACCUCAUACCAACAGUCAAGCAUGAUGGGGGUAGUAGGAAGGUUUGGGGAUGCUUUGCUGCCUGAGGACCUGGACGACUUGCCUUAAUAGAAGGAGCCAUUAAUUCUGCUCUGUAUCAGAGAAUUCUACAGGAGAAUGUCAGACCAUCCGUAUGUGAGAUGAAGUGCAGCUGGGUCAUGCAGCAAGACAAUGAUCCAAAACACACAAUCAAGUCUACAUGAAAAUGGCUAAAAAGCAACACCUUUUGAAGUUUUGGAAUGGCCUAGUCAAAGUCCAGACCUAAUCCCAAUUGAGAUGUUGUGGUAGGACUUGAAACGAGCAGUUCAUGCUUGAAAACCCACAAAUAUUGCUGAGUUAAAGCAGUUCUGCGACGUGAGAGGCUGAUCAACAACUACAGGAAGCAUUUGGUUGCAGUCAUUGAAGCUAAAGGUGUCAUGAAGCAAGGUGUUGGAUAUUCUAACUUAUUCCACUGUAGAUAUUAGAAUGAAACACUUGAAUAAUGUUUGUUUAUGUAUGUAUUCCAGUGAAGGCAGUGUGAUAGCCUACUACCUGUCAGAGUUUCAAGUGCCAUCUGGUCAGGAGGCAGCGGUGGACAAGGCCAUGUCCUCCAUGGACAAGAUAGUGGAUAAGGAGCAGAGGACGUUCUCUCUCAACAAGCCUGGCAACGAUCUGGUGUUUGAUGAUGUCGUGAACUCUGCUCUGGACUCUAGAAUGUUCUCAACAUCCUUCAGUGGUGAGUUCUGCUCUUAUUCCAGCAGCACUUAUGAAUUAUACAUAAUCUGCUUGCACCUGAGCUUAUAUCAGUUAGAGUAGAGAAUUCCCUCUGAAUGUGACCAGUUACCACAGUAAAUGCUGUGAAAGUUUGGAAGGUGAAUUCUGUGAAUCAGACAUACAGUGGCUUGCGAAAGUAUUCCCCCCCCCCUUGGCAUUGUUGCCUUACAACCUGGAAUUAAAAUUGUUUUUUGGGGGGGGGUUUGUAUAACAUUUUACAUUUACGUCAUUUAGCAGACGCUCUUAUCCAGAGCAACUUACAAAUUGGUGCAUUCACCUUAUAGCCAGUGGGACAACCACUUUAUUUAUUUAUUUUUUCUAAAAUUAUAGUAUAUGUUUAUUUUUGUUAUUUUUUCUAUAAGAAUAUUUUUAUAUUUUUUUCCUUCUUUUUUUUGUGGGGGGGGGGGGAUAGAAUGAUUACUUUUAUCAUUUGAUUUACACAACAUGCCUACCACUUUGAAGAUGCAAAAUAUUUUUAUAUAUUUUUUUCUUGUGAAACAAACAAGAAAUAAGACAAAAAAACUGAACUUGAGCGUGCAUAACUAUUCACCCCCCCAAAGUCAAUACUUUGUAGAGCCACCUUUUGCAGCAAUUACAGCUGCAAGUCUCUUGGGGUAUGUCUCUAUAAGCUUGGCACAUCUAGCCACUGGGAUUUUUGCCUAUUCUUCAAGGCAAAACUGCUCCAGCUCCUUCAAGUUGGAUGGGUUCCGCUGGUGUACAGCAAUCUUUAAGUCAUACCACAGAUUCUCAAUUGGAUUGAGGUCUAGGCUUUAAAUAGGCCAUUCCAAGACAUUUAAAUGUUUCCCCUUAAACCACUCGAGUGUUGCUUUAGCAGUUUGCUUAGGGUCAUUGUCCUGCUGGAAGGUGAACUUCCGUCCCAGUCUCAAAACUCUGGAAGACUGAAACAGGUUUCCCUCAAGAAUUUCCCUGUAUUUAGCGCCAUCCAUCAUUCCUUCAAUUCUGACCAGUUUCCCAGUCCCUGCCGAUGGAAAAACAUCCCCACAGCAUGAUGCUGCCACCACCAUGCUUCACUGUGGGGAUGGUGUUCUCGGGUGAUGAGAGGUGUUGGGUUUGCACCAGACAUAGCGUUUUUCCUUGAUGGCCAAAAAGCUCAAUUUUACUCUCAUCUGACCAGAGUACCUUCUUCCAUAUGUUUGGCGAGUCUCCCACAUGCCUUUUGGCGAACACCAAACAUGUUUGCUUAUUUUUUUUUUUAAGCAAUGGCUUUUUUCUGGACACUCUUCUGUAAAUCCCAGCUCUGUGGAGUGUCCGGCUUAAAGUGGUCCUAUGGACAGAUACUCCAAUCUCCGCUGUGGAGCUUUGCAGCUCCUUCAGGGUUAUCUUUGGUCUCUUUGUUGCCUCUCUGAUGAAUGCCCUCCUUGCCUGGUCCGUGAGUUUUGGUGGGCAGCCCACUCUUGGCAGGUUUGUUGUGGUACCAUAUUCUUUCAAUUUUUUAAUAAUGGAUUUAAAAUGGUGCUCCGUGGGAUGUUCAAAGUUUCGGAUAUUUUUUUAUAACCCAACCCUGAUCUGUACUUCUCCACAACUUUGUCCUUGACCUGUUUGGAGAGCUCCUUGGUCUUCAUGGUGCCGCUUGCUUGGGGGUGCCCCUUGCUUAGUGGUUUUGCAGACUCUGGGGCCUUUCAGAACAGGUGUGUGUAUAUAUACUGAGAUCAUGUGACAGAUCAUUUGACACUUGGAUUGCACACAGGUGGACUUUAUUUAACUAAUUUUGUGACUUCUGAAGGUAAUUGGUUGCACCAGAUCUUAUUUAGGGGCUUCAUAGCAAAGGGGGUGAAUACAUAUGCACGCACCACUUUUCCGUUAUUUAUUUUGUAGAAUUAUUUGAAACAAGUUAUUUCUUUCAUUCCAUUUUAAAUUACAGAUCGUAAUGCAACAAAAUAGGAAAAAUGCCAAGGGGGAUGAAUACUUUUGCAAGGCACGGUAGAUGUUUAUUAUCCUAAAGUAUGUGGACACUAUUUCAAAUUAGUAGAUUCGGCUAUUUCAGCCACACCCGUUGCUGACAGGUGUAUAAAAUCGAAUACACAGCCAUGCAAUCUCCAUAGACAAACAUUGGCAGUAGAAUGGCCCAUACUGAAGAGCUCAGUGACUUUUAACAUGGCACCGUCAUAGGAUGCCACAUUUCCAACAAGUCAGUUCGUCAAAUUUCUACCAUGCUAGAGCUGCCCCGGUAAACUAUAAGUGAUGUUAUUGUGAAGUGGAAACGUCUAGGAGUACCAACGGCUCAGCCGUGAAGUGGUAGGCCACACAAGCUCACAGAACGGGACCGCCGUGGGCUGAAGCGUGUAAAAAUAGUCUGUCCUCAGUUGCAAAACUCACUACCGAGUUCCAAACUGCCUCUGGAAACAACGUCAGCACAAUAACUGUUCGUCGGGAGCUUCAUGAAGGAUUUCUAUGGCCGAGCAGCCAUAGCCUAAGUACGGGCCAAGCCUAAGAUCACCAUGCUCAAUGCCAAGCGUCGGCUGGAGUGGUGUAAAGCUCGCCGCCAUUGGACUCUGGAGCAGUGGAAACACGUUCUCUGGAGUGAUGAAUCACGCUUCACCAUCUGGCAGUCCGACGGACGAAUCUGGGUUUGGCGGAUGCCAGGAGAACGCUACCUGCCCUGAUGCAUAGUGCCAACUGUAAAGUUUGGUGGAGGAGGAAUAAUGGUCUGGGGCUGUUUUUCAUGGUUUGGGCUAGGCCCCUUAAUUCCAGUGAAGGGAAAUCUUAACGCUACAGCAUACAAUGACAUUCUAGAUUAUUCUGUGCUUCCACCUUUGUGGCAACAGUUUGGGAAGGCCCUUUUACUGUUUCAGCACGACAAUUCCCCCGUGUACAAAGCGAGGUCCACACAGAAAUGGUUUGACGAGAUCGGUGUGGAAGAACAUGACUGGCCUGCACAGAGCCCUGACCUCAACCCCAUCGAACACAUUUGGGAUGAAUUGGAACGCCGACUGCGAGCCAGGCCUAAUCGCCCAACAUCAGUGCACGGCCUCACUAGUGCUCUUAUGGCUGAAUGAAAGCAAGUCCCCGCAGCAAUGUUUCAACAUCUAGCGGAAAGCCUUCCCAGAAGAGUGGAGGCUGUUAUAGUAGCAAAGGGGGGACUCCAUAUUAAUGCCCAUGAUUUUGGAAUGAGAUGUUGUUUGAGCAGGUGUCCACAUACUUUUAGCCAUGUAGUGUACUUCCUCCUAGCAUGAGAAUGAGGACAUAUCUGAAAUGGCACCCUAUUCCCUAUGUAGAACCUUGUGCGGCUCUGGCCAGAAAUAGUGCACUAUAUAGGGACUAGGGUGCCAUUAGGACGUGUUCUGAGUGUCCAUGUCUCCUCAGAAUACUACAGGUACACAGAACACACCAGAGCAAAUCAGAUUGGAACAAUCGUGUCACCUGGUUUCCCCAAUGCUCCAUACCCGCCCAACACCUUCAUCCAAUGGCAGCUGAGAGCCGACCCUGGUCACGUGCUCAAACUGGACUUUGAUACCUUUAACCUAGAGGAGGACUGUCGUAACGACUUUGUUAAGGUCUACGACUCCCUGGUGGCCAUCGAGAGCUUUGCCAUGGAAGAGUGAGUCUGCUGUCUGUCUGCACUGUGGUUAGGGGACCUACUAUAACAGCCUGGUUAGGGGACCUAAUCUAUCAGCCUGGUUAAGGGACUUAAUCUAUCAGCCUGGUUAGGGGACCUAAUCUAACAGCCAUUGGUUAGGGGACCUACUAUAACAGCCUGGUUAGGGGACCUAAUCUAACAGCCUGGUUAGGGGACCUAAUCUAUCAGCCUUUGGUUAGGGGACCUAAUCUAACAGCCUGGUUAGGGGACCUAAUCUAUCAGCCUUUGGUUAGGGGACCUAAUCGAACAGCCUGGUUAGGGGACCUAAUCUAACAGCCUGGUUAGGGGACCUAAUCUAUCAGCCUUUGGUUAGGGGACCUAAUCUAUCAGCCUUUGGUUAGGGGACCUAAUCUAUCAGCCUUUGGGUUAGGGGACCUAAUCUAUCAGCCUUUGGUUAGGGGACCUAAUCUAUCAGCCUUUGGUUAGGGGGACCUAAUCUAUCAGCCUUUGGUUAGGGGACCUAAUCUAAUCAGCCUUUGGUUAGGGGGACCUAAUCUAUCAGCCUUUGGUUAGGGGACCUAAUCUAUCAGCCUUUGGUUAGGGGACCUAAUCUAUCAGCCUUUGGUUAGGGGACCUAAUCUAUCAGCCUUGGUUAGGGGACCUAACUAUCAGCCUUUGGUUAGGGGACCUAAUCUAUCAGCCUUUGGUUAGGGGACCUAAUCUAUCAGCCUUUGGUUAGGGGACCUAAUCUAUCAGCCUUUGGUUAGGGGACCUAAUCUAACAGCCUUUGGUUAGGGGACCUAAUCUAUCAGCCUUUGGUUAGGGGACCUAAUCUAUCAGCCUUUGGUUAGGGGACCUAAUCUAUCAGCCUUUGGUUAGGGGACCUAAUCUAUCAGCCUUUGGUUAGGGGACCUAAUCUAUCAGCCUUUGGUUAGGGGACCUAAUCUAUCAGCCUUUGGUUAGGGGACCUAAUCUAUCAGCCUUUGGUUAGGGGACCUAAUCUAUCAGCCUUUGGUUAGGGGACCUAAUCUAUCAGCCUUUGGUUAGGGGACCUAAUCUAUCAGCCUUUGGUUAGGGGACCUAAUCUAACAGCCUUUGGUUAGGGGACCUAAUCUAUCAGCCUUUGGUUAGGGGACCUAAUCUAACAGCCUUUGGUUAGGGGACCUAAUCUAACAGUCUGUCAUAAUGAUGAGCACUGAUAGAUGUGUAACUAGUCUGCAUUCUGUUGAAUGAAUUUUCGUCAGGAUUUGUGGCUACCACUCUCCCAGCUCCCCCCUGAUCUUCCAGUCCUCCCGGAACGUGAUGCUGGUAACCUUGGUUACUAACAACAAUAAGAACUACCCAGGACUCAGAGCCCACUUCUCUCAGGUCCCCCAGGGCAGCAAAGGUACAAUAACACUACUACUACUACUGCUACUACUACUACUAGAGUUUUUCCUGGUUAAGUCACAUGGUGAGGAAUCGUCUGGCCCUUCACAUACUGUUAUCAACAGUGAUACAUUAUCUACUAUUUAAAAAUGUUUGAUUUGUCUGUUGUGUUUUAAUGUGAUCAUCUCUGAUUUUUGUUUUUAGACCUGGCAUGUGGUGGUCAGCUGUCAGGAGAGACAGGGAAUUUCACAUCCCCAAACUUCCCCAACUACUAUGCGCCCAACACCUACUGUGAAUGGAAUAUAAAGGUGAGGAAGUGUUUAUACUGUACUGGGGUCACAACACAGUGAAGUGUUUAUACUGUACUGGGGUCACAACACAGUGAAGUGUUUAUACUGUACUGGGGUCACAACACAGUGAAGUGUUUAUACUGUACUGGGGUCACAACACAGUGAAGUGUUUAUACUGUACUGGGGUCACAACACAGUGAAGUGUUUAUACUGUACUGGGGUCACAACACAGUGAAGUGUUUAUACUGUACUGGGGUCACAACACAGUGAAGUGUUUAUACUGUACUGGGGUCACAACACAGUGAAGUGUUUAUACUGUACUGGGGUCACAACACAGUGAAGUGUUUAUACUGUACUGGGGUCACAACACAGUGAAGUGUUUAUACUGUACUGGGGUCACAACACAGUGAAGUGUUUAUACUGUACUGGGGUCACAACACAGUGAAGUGUUUAUACUGUACUGGGGUCACAACACAGUGAAGUGUUUAUACUGUACUGGGGUCACAACACAGUGAAGUGUUUAUACUGUACUGGGGUCACAACACAGUGAAACGUGGAACAACUUCAGAAGUGUUUUUUUUUUGAUUAUCAAAUAAAAUCAGUCAAUCAGAUAUUGAGGAUUUUAGAUAUUGGCUGAUAGAGGUUUUAUUGUAUCAGGCUAAGUGUGUGUAAUGUUUGACUGUGCUACUAUACCCCCCCCCCCCCCCCCCCCCCCCCCACCCUCAGGUCCCUGCUGGUAAGUCAGUGAAGGUCAAGUUCAGUACCUUCCUGUUAUCAGAGCUGGGUCAGGAGAACGCUAAGGACUGUAACAAGGACUAUGUAGAGAUCAACAAGAAGAGGUGAGAUAUUUGAGAAGAGCUUCACCCUUCAGUAUUAUCACCCAUUCACUGAACGUUUUUCAAGCCAGGGCAAUAGAGACUAAACAAGAUAUAUAUAUAUAUAUAUAUAUAUAUAUAUAUAUACACACACACACACACACACACACACACACACACACACACACACACACACACACACACACACACACACACACACACACACACACAAAGCAAAAAUUUUACUUCAUAAUGUUCAAGCUAGCUAUAUGUGAAUUGGAAUAAUCUAGCUAGCCAGCUAGUUUAACAGGCAAAAAACGACCUAAAAGUAAUGUUAUGCCAGGUACAGUACCACUAAGUGUUGUUGUUACAGCCUGAAUUUAAAAUGGAUUAAACUGAGAUUUUGUCAAUGGCCUACACACAAUACCCCAUAAUGUCAAAGUGGAAUUAUGAUUUAACAAAUGUUUACACAUUAAUUAAAAAUGGAAAGAACCAAUAAGUAUUCAACCCCUUUGUUAUGGCAAGCCUAAAUAAGUUCAGGAGUAAACAUGUACAUGACAAGUUGCAUGCACUCACUGUGUGUGUAAUAAUAGUGUUUAACAUGAUUUUUGAAUGACUACCUCAUCUCUGUACCCCACACCUACAAUUACCUGUAAUGUCCCUCAGUCGAGCAGUGAAUUUCAAACACAGAUUCAACCACAAAGUCCAGGGAGGUUUUCCAACGCCUCGCAAAGAAGGGCACCUAUUGGUAGAUGGGUAAAACAUUUAAAUUAAAUAAAAAGCAGACGCUGAAUAUCAUGGUGAAGUGAUUAGUUACACUUUGGAUGGUAUAUAGAGCGUCUGCUAAAUAAUGUAAAUGUAUAUCAAUACACCCAGUUACUACAAAGAUACAGGCGUCCUUCCUAACUCAGUUGCCAGAGAGGAAGGAAACUGCUCAGGGAUUUCACCCUGAGGCCAAUGGUGACUUUAAAACAGUUACAGAGUCUAAUGGCUGUGAUAGGAGAAAACUAAGGAGGGAUCAACAACAUUGUAGUUACUCCACAAUACUAACCUAAAUGAAAAGAAGGACGCUUGUACGUAAUAAAAAUAUUCCAAAACAUGCAUCCUGUUUGCAAUAAGGCCCUAAAGUAAAACUGCAACAAAAAAAAAAACUUUAUGUCCUGAAUACAAAGCGUUAUGUUUGGGGCAAAUCCAACACAACACAUCACUGAGUACCACUCUUCAUAUUUUUAAGUAUGGUGGUGGCUGCAUCAUGUUAUGGGUAUGCUUGUCAUCGGCAAGGACUAGGCAAUUUUUUUGGAUAACACAACAAAAUGUGGAAUAAGUCACGGGGUGUGAAUACUUUCUAAAGGCACUUGUAAAUGUCAAUUAUUUGUGGGUAGCUAGCUACUAAUUCUCCAAGGCUAGCUAGGUAGUUAUCCCUAUUGACUUACUACAGGGUUGCAAUCUAUGCGGGUGUUGUAGGCAGGAAAAAUGCCAUUGUUUUCAAUACAUUUUGCGUCGUUUUUUUACAUGGAUGCGUCAUAUUUCUGUGCAUACUUUCCAUUGAAGCUUGCAUCGAUGCAUGCUUCAAAAUAUGUGCAAACGGAGUACGCAUCCGAGAAGUACCCUCCGUGCUCAGUUUUGCAUACUUUGAUUUGGACUCAUGCUCCGACCCUCCCGUGCUCCAAUUUGUGUUCUCGGAGCACGGUAGUAUGCAUUUUGGGAACCACCCUUGGAAAGUAUUUGAACGAUUCAAAUACACUGACUUACAGUGCCUUGCAAAAGUAUUCAUCCCCCUUGGCGUUUUCCUAUUUUGUUGCAUUUCAACCUGUAAUUGAAAUUGAUUUUUAUUUGGAUUUCAUGUAACGGACAUACACAAAAUAGUCCAAAUUGGUUAAGUGAAAUGAAAUAAAUAAAUAACGGAAAGUGGUGCGUGCAUAUGUAUUCACCCCCUUUGCUAUGAAGCCCCUAAAUAAGAUCUGGUGCAACCAAUUACCUUCAGAAGUCGCAUAAUUAGUUAGAUUGCACACAGGUGGACUUUAUUUAAGUCUCCCGAGUGGUGCAGUUGUCUAAGGCACUGCAUCGCAGUGCUAGCUGUGCCACUAGAGAUCCUGGUUCGAAUCCAGGCUCUUUCGUAGCCGGCCGCGACCGGGAGACCCAUGGGGCGGCGCACAAUUGGCCCAGCGUCGUCCAGGGUAGGGGAGGGAAUGGCCAGCAGGGAUGUUUGUAGAGCAUGGCGUUUGCAACGCCAGGGUUGUGGGUUCGAUUCCCACGGGGGGCCAGUAUGAAGAAAAAAAAUAUAUAUAUGUAUAAAAUGUAUGCACUCACUAACUGUAAGUCGCUCUGGAUAAGAGCGUCUGCUAAAUGACUAAAAUGUAAAUGUAAAAAAAUGUUAUGAAAGGCCCCAGAGUCUGCAACACCACUAAGCAAGCGGCACCAUGAAGACCAAGGAGCUCUCCAAACAGGUCAGGGACAAAGGAAUGGCCUAGUCAAAGCCUAGACCUCAAUCCAAUUGAGAAUCUGUGGUAUGACUUAAAGAUUCUGUACACCAGCGGAACCCAUCCAGCUUGAAGGAGCUGGAGCAAUUUUGCCUUGAGGAAUGGGCAAAAAUCCCUGUGGCUAUAUGUGCCAAGCUUAUAGAGACAUACCCCGAGAGACUUGCAGCUGUAAUCGCUGCAGAAGGUGGCUCUACAAAGUAUUGACUUUGGGGGGGUGAAUAGUUAUGCACGCUCAAGUUUUCUGUUUUUUUGUCUUAUUUCUUGUUUGUUUCACAAGAGAAAAUAUUUUGCAUCUUCAAAGUGGUAGGCAUGUUGUGUAAAUCAAAUGAUACAAACCCCCCAAAAAUCAAUCUUUUAAUUCCAGGUUGUAAGGCAACAAAAUAGGAAAAAUGCCAAGGGGGGUGAAUAUUUUCGAAAAGCCACUGUAAAUACACUCCCAUGCGUUUUAACCCAGGUAUUUGAAAAUAGCAUUUGAAAUAAGUAUUUGAAAAUCCUCUUAAAUACAAUUUGGUCCACUAUUUGUAAUUUAUUUUAUAAAUAACAAUUUUAAAUAUUCAAAUGUUUUGAAAAAUAUUUAUAAAUACCAGAUACUGCUAUGAAGUGCUUCUGUCCACAUUGUGGCCUCCACAUGUCUUGUAGUUUGAAUGUAGUAUUAGAUUGACCUUAUUAUUGUCUGUAUCAGGUGUUAGGUUCUCAACAAACAAGAGUAAAAACUCAAACGACUAGAAAAAGCUCAAACCAAGUUUAUUCAGCCACUGGGUCACACGGCUGCAGAGAAAACAUACAAGUCACACAAGCACAUCUGGGCGUGGAAGAGUGUGUGUUUGUGAGAUGGUCUUCGGGGUGGGCCCCUGUGGUCAUCCCCAGUUGUCUCUUAAACUGUUGACCUUAUUUAGAGUUCCACAUCCCUCAUGGUCCUGGUUCCACAUCCCUCAUGGUCCUGGUUCCUCAGCAGCUGGUCUGCCUUCUCAAGAACUGAAACUAGACUGUUGCCCUUUGCCUCCCUCCUUAGGAACAUUCAUAUUCUACAAUUAAUAUAUUUGAAUAUGAACUUUCUGCACUUACCCUUUUCUCACUUAGUAACUUUCCACACACCAAGUUCCUUUUUACCCUUCCUUGACCCCCAACAUAUACAUUUCUUAUAUAUGUAAAGUGAUCACUAAGUUCUGGUAUGGUAACAUGAAUAAGUAUAUUUCAAGCUAGACUCCAACACGGGUAUUGUGGCGAGUUGACCUGUUGUUGUAAUGUGUCUAUCAGGUAUUGUGGAGAACUUCCAUCCAGUUCUGUAGUAACCAGUGACACAAACACCAUGACGGUAGUCUUCUACUCUGAUGCCUCCUAUGUAGACAGAGGAUUCAGCGCCAAGUACGAGACCUUCGAGUCCACAGACCGUAAGUAGAAAUCUUGAUUGUUCAUCAAAUCAUCUUAAGCAAGUGGCUCAUUGCACAAUACAAGACAAGCGAUGACCUGAGCAUUCACUGGUCCCUGGCCACUCAUAUUGGGGAGGGGAGCAUUCACUGGUCCCUGGCCACUCAUAUUGGGGAGGGGAGCAUUCACUGGUCCCUGGCCACUCAUAUUUGUAUUUGUAUUUCUUAAGGAUCCCCAUUAGUUCCUGCCAAGGCAGCAGCUACUCUUCCUGGGGUCCAGCAAAAUUUAAGGCAGUUAUCUAACAUUCUAAACAUUACAAUACAUUCAUUACAGAUUUCACAACACAUUGUGUGCCCUCAGGCCUCUACUCUACUACCACAUAUCUACAAUAAAAAAUCCAUGUGUACAUGUGUGUGUAUAGUGCAUAUGUUCUUGUGUGUUUGUCUCUUCACAGUCCCCGCUGUUCCGUAAGGUGUAGUCUUAUCAGUUUUUUAAAUCUACUUUUACUGCUGGCAUGAGUUACAUGAUGUGGAAUAGAGUUCCAUGUAGUCAUGGCUCUAUGUAGUACUGUGCGUCUCCCAUAGUCUGUUCUGGACUUGGGGACUGUGAAGAGACCUCUGGUGGCAUGUCUUGUGGGGUAUGCAUGGGUGUCUGAGCUGUGUGCCAGUAGUUCAAACAGACAGCUCGGUGCAUUCAACAUGUCAACACCUCUCACAAACACAAGCAGUGAUGAAGUCAAUCUCUCCUCUACUUUGAGCCAUGAGAGAUUGACAUGCAUAUUAUUAAUGUUAGCUCUCUAUGUACAUCUAAGGGCCAGCCGUGCUGCUCUGGGCCAAUUGUAAUUUUCCUAAGUCCCUCUUUGUGGUUGUGGCACCUGACCAUACGACUGAACAGUAGUCCAGGUGCGACAAAACUAGGGCCUGUAGGACCUGCCUUGUUGAUAGUGUUGUUAAGAAGGCAGAGCAGUGCUUUAUUAUGGACAGACUUCUCCCCAUCUUAGCUACUGUUGCAUCAAUAUUUUUUGACCAUGACAGUUUACAAUCCAGGGUUACUCCAAGCAGUUUAGUCACCUCAACUUGCUCAAUUUCCACAUUUAUUCAUUACAAGAUUUAGUUGAGGUUUAGGGUUUAGUGAAUGAUUUGUCCCAAAUAAAAUGCUUUUAGUUUUAGAAAUAUUUAGGACUAAUUUAUUCCUUGCCACCCAUUCUGAAACUAACUGCAGCUCUUUGUUAAGUGUUGCAGUCAUUUCAGUCGCUGUAAUAGCUGACGUGUAUAGUGUUGAGUCAUCCGCAUACAUAGACACACUGGCUUUACUCAGCGCCAGGUCAUUACUAAAGAUGGAAAAAAAGUAUGGGGCCUAGACAGCUGCCCUGGGGAAUGCCUGACUCUACCUGGAUUAUGUUGGACAGGUCUUCCAUUAAAGAACACCCUCUGUGUUCUGUUAGACAAGUAACUCUUCAUCCACAAUAUAGCAGGGGGUGAAAAGCCAUAACGCAUACGUUUUUCCAGCAGCAGACUAUGAUCAAUAAUGUCAAAAGCUGCACUGAAGUCUAACAAAACAGCUCCCACAAUCUUUUUAUUAUCAAUUUCUCUCAGCCAAUCAUCAGUCAUUUGUGUAAGUGCUGUACUGUUGUUAAUUUAUUUACUGUGAAAUAGCAUUGUAUCUGGUCAAACCCAAUUUCUUUCCUAAAGUUUACUAAGGGUUGGUAACAGGCUGAUUAGUCGGCUGUUUGAGCCAGUAAAGGGGGCUUUACUAUUCUUAGGUAGCGGAAUGACUUUGCUUCCUCCAGGCUUGAGGGCACACACUUUCCAGUAGGCUUAAAUUGAAGAUAUGGCAAAUAGGGGUGGGAAUAUCGUCCGCUAUUAUCCUCAGUAAUUUUCCAAGCCUGUGGUGCGCGUCGUCAGUCCGGCACAGCCCGUGCCUGUUCCACCGGUGCCUGGUCCGGCACCGGUCAGCUGCUCCACUCCGGAGCUAGAGCAAUCCGCUCCACCAGUGUUCAGUCCAGCUCCGGCCAGCAGGGCCAGACCGGACCAGGGGCGCUUUGGUGGGUUGGUUGGAGGGUGGGGGUCAAGCCCGGAGCCGGAACCGCCUCCGAGGAGGAAUGCCCACCCGGCCCUCCCCUGUUAAGUUUAUGUUUGGCGCGGUCGCAGUCCGCGCCUUUGGGGGGGGUACUGUCACGCCCUGGCUCUGGGACUGUGUUAUGUUGAGCCAGGGUGUGUUGUUUCUUUGUGUUUUGUGUUUUGUGUGCUAGUCUAGUUUUGUAUUUCUAUGUUGGCCAGGGUGGCUCCCAAUCAGAGACGGCUGUAGCUCGUUAUCUCUGAUUGGGAGCCAUACUUAGGUAGCCGUUUGGCAUUCAUUUGGUGUGGUUUCUUGUUCCGUGUUGGUUUGUGUAUGUAACCAAGGACGUCACGUUAUCGUUUUGUUCGUGUGAUCAUUAUUUAAUAAAUAUGUUCGCAUUCCACGCUGCGCCUUGGUCCUCCUCCUUCGACGAUCGUAACAAUAUGGAAUUAUCAUAAUUUGGUCAGUUAUGCAUGGAUGUGUAGGUUCAGAAUUUGUUGUUGGCAUGUCAUGCCUAAAUUUGCUAAUCUUGCCAAUGAAAAAAUAAUUAAAGUAGUUGGCAAUAUCAGUGGGUUUUGUGAUGAAUCAUUCAAUUAAUGGAGCCGAGUUUGCCUUGUUGCCCAAAAUGUCAUUUAAGGUGCUCCAAAGCUUUUUACUAUCAUUCUUCAUAUCAUUUAUCUUUGUUCCAUAGUACAGUAUUGGGGAGGUGUUAAUGAACGGAGAAUUCACUGGUCCCUGGCCACUCAUAUUGGGGAGGGGAGCAUUCACUGGUUCCUGGCCACUCAUAUUGGGGAGGGGAGCAUUCACUGGUUCCUGGCCACUCAUAUUGGGGAGGGGAGCAUUCACUGGUUCCUGGCCACUCAUAUUGGGGAGGGGAGCAUUCACUGUUUUCCUUUAGCUGACCCCUCCCACUGUCCCUCCUCUAUUUUCAUCCCCAGCCUGUCCUGACAAGUUCCAGUGCAAUAACCAGCGUUGUAUCAAAACACAGCUGAAGUGUGAUGGCUGGAACGACUGUGGAGAUAUGAGCGACGAGAUGAACUGCAGUGAGUACUAACAAACUCAUUGAUUUUUGUCUGCAGAAAACGUUUUAAUGGAUAUUAGAUGGAUUAAUACUAAAGAUUGAUCAUUGUUUACCAAAUGUAACCAAGGUGUGUGUGUGUGUGUGUGUGUGUGUGUAGAGUGUGAUGCCACUCAGAUCCACUGUAAGAACGGCCUGUGUAAACCCAAGUUCUGGGAGUGUGAUGGCGUGAACGACUGUGGAGAUGACACUGAUGAACUGAACUGUGGUAUGUUUCACGGUCCUGUAGUCUGAAGCCUCAGGCCUGUCCACAGAUGGAACAGAAGUCACUCACUCUCAUCCUGUUUCCAGUUGAUUCAUGUGUACACACAUUAAGUUACAUUCAGGAGCAGUGUACCAAAAGUAAAGUUGUGAUUGGAGGAUAUUUCCAGCAUACUGUGUUAUUAUAUCAUGUCUCCUCUUCUGGUUGUUCUGUUCUCCUCAGGGGCCUGUAAGGCGGGGGAGCUGACAUGUCGCAACGGAAAGUGUAUUUCGGAGAAGAAGCGCUGUGACGGGAAUGAUGACUGUGGAGAUGGGUCAGACGAGAGCGACUGUGGACGAAGUGAGUAGACAUUUCUCUCGAUCAGUUCAAUCAAUCAAGUACAUUUUAUUUAUACAGACGUUUUUACAGGUGGAUGUAGCCUGAAAUCCAAACGGAUAAGUUGGUUCACCAUUGUUUCAGAGAGCAUAUCAGUUCUCUGUAUUUAAUUUAAUAGGAUUGGUAGAACUGCAUUGUUGAGGAAGAGCUAGUAAGCGUUUCACUGUACUGUUUACACCUGCUGUAUCCUGUGGACGUGACGAAUAAACACACAUUUUAAUUUGUAUUUGGGUUCCACACUAACUCUAAUGGCCUGUCUUAGUAUUUGCGGAUGGAUCGUUCAUGUGGUUCUGGCUCCACCUCUACGUUCAUGUGGUUCUUCUCCUCUCCCCAGUUAUGGAUAAUGUGCAGUGUUCUGGCUCCACCUCUACGUUCAUGUGGUUCUUCUCCUCUCCCCAGUUAUGGAUAAUGUGCAGUGUUCUGGCUCCACCUCUACGUUCAUGUGGUUCUUCUCCUCUCCCCAGUUAUGAAUAAUGUGCAGUGUUCUGACUCCACCUCUACGUUCAUGUGGUUCUUCUCCUCUCCCCAGUUAUGGAUAAUGUGCAGUGUUCUGACUCCACCUCUACGUUCAUGUGGUUCUUCUCCUCUCCCCAGUUAUGGAUAAUGUGCAGUGUUCUGGCUCCACCUCUACGUUCAUGUGGUUCUUCUCCUCUCCCCAGUUAUGGAUAAUGUGCAGUGUUCUGGCUCCACCUCUACGUUCAUGUGGUUCUUCUCCUCUCCCCAGUUAUGGAUAAUGUGCAGUGUUCUGGCUCCACCUCUACGUUCAUGUGGUUCUUCUCCUCUCCCCAGUUAUGGAUAAUGUGCAGUGUUCUGACUCCACCUAUAAGUGUGAGAACAACAAGUGUAUCAACAAGGAGAACCCUGAGUGUGAUGGAACACCUGACUGUGAGGACAAAUCAGAUGAGGCCAACUGUGGUAAGACACUCCCUCUGUCCCCGAAUCAACACGCCAUGGUUCACACCACUCCCCUCACAACACGCCAUGGUUCACACCACUCCCCUCACAACACGCCAUGGUUCACACCACUCCCCCCACAACACACCAUGGUUCACACCACUCCCCUCACAACACGCCAUGGUUCACACUACUCUCCUCACAACACGCCAUGGUUCACACCACUCCCCCCACAACACACCAUGGUUCACACCACUCCCCUCACAACACGCCGUGGUUCACACCACUCCCCUCACAACACGCCAUGGUUCACACCACUCCCCUCACAACACGCCAUGGUUCACACCACUCCCCUCACAACACGCCAUGGUUCACACCACUCCCCUCACAACACGCCAUGGUUCACACCACUCCCCUCACAACACGCCAUGGUUCACACCACUCCCCUCACAACACGCCAUGGUUCACACCACUCCCCUCACAACACGCCAUGGUUCACACCACUCCCCUCACAACACGCCAUGGUUCACACCACUCCCCUCACAACACGCCAUGGUUCACACCACUCCCCUCACAACACGCCAUGGUUCACACCACUCUCCUCACAACACGCCAUGGUUCACACCACUCUCCUCACAACACGCCAUGGUUCACACCACUCUCCUCACAACACGCCAUGGUUCACACCACUCCCCCCACAACACGCCAUGGUUCACACCACUCCCCUCACAACACGCCAUGGUUCACACCACUCCCCCCACAACACGCCAUGGUUCACACCACUCCCCUCACAACACGCCAUGGUUCACACCACUCCCCUCACAACACGCCAUGGUUCACACCACUCCCCUCACAACACGCCAUGGUUCACACCACUCCCCUCACAACACGCCAUGGUUCACACCACUCCCCUCACAACACGCCAUGGUUCACACCACUCCCCCCACAACACGCCAUGGUUCACACCACUCCCCCCACAACACGCCAUGGUUCACACCACUCCCCUCACAACACGCCGUGGUUCACACCACUCCCCUCACAACACGCCAUGGUUCACACCACUCCCCUCACAACACGCCAUGGUUCACACCACUCCCCUCACAACACGCCGUGGUUCACACCUCUCCCCUCACAACACGCCGUGGUUCACACCACUCCCCUCACAACACGCCAUGGUUCACACCAAAUGAGCCGUAACUGUUAAUUACAGAUUUAUAAACGAUCUAUAAACAUAGUUUUACUACUUAUAAACCCCUUUCUAAAUAUCUGAAUGUAAAAUGUUAGUGUGAUUGACUACUGCAUUGGUCUCAGUGUAGCAGCCUGCUGUUGACUAAAUGCUGAUUGUGUUGUUUCAGAUUGUGGGCGGAGUCUGUUUAAGACGAGCCGUAUCGUGGGUGGUCAGGACGCAGAGGAGGGGGAGUUCCCGUGGCAGGUCAGCCUCCACAUUAAGAACGCCGGUCACGUCUGUGGUGCAUCCAUCAUCAGCCAGCGCUGGCUGGUUACUGCUGCCCACUGCGUCCAGGAUGACGCCAAGACCAGGUACCUGUGGAGGAUUCUCCCUGUGUGUGUGUGUCCAGCUGGGUACAUGGAGGUCUAUAUGGGUUAGUGUGUGUGUGCAUGCCAUCCUAACCUGUGUAUCUCUAGGUAUUCCCAGCCGGGUGUAUGGGAGGCAUACCUAGGCCAGCCAUCCUAACCUGUGUAUCUCUAGGUAUUCCCAGCCGGGUGUAUGGGAGGCAUACCUAGGCCAGCCAUCCUAACCUGUGUAUCUCUAGGUAUUCCCAGCCGGGUGUAUGGGAGGCAUACCUAGGCCAGCCAUCCUAACCUGUGUAUCUCUCUAGGUAUUCCCAGCCGGGUGUAUGGGAGGCAUACCUAGGCCAGCCAUCCUAACCUGUGUAUCUCUAGGUAUUCCCAGCCGGGUGUAUGGGAGGCAUACCUAGGCCAGCCAUCCUAACCUGUGUAUCUCUAGGUAUUCCCAGCCGGGUGUAUGGGAGGCAUACCUAGGCCAGCCAUCCUAACCUGUGUAUCUCUAGGUAUUCCCAGCCGGGUGUAUGGGAGGCAUACCUAGGCCAGCCAUCCUAACCUGUGUAUCUCUCUAGGUAUUCCCAGCCGGGUGUAUGGGAGGCAUACCUAGGCCAGCCAUCCUAACCUGUGUAUCUCUAGGUAUUCCCAGCCGGGUGUAUGGGAGGCAUACCUAGGCCAGCCAUCCUAACCUGUGUAUCUCUCUAGGUAUUCCCAGCCGGGUGUAUGGGAGGCAUACCUAGGCCAGCCAUCCUAACCUGUGUUUCUCUCUAGGUAUUCCCAGCCGGGUGUAUGGGAGGCAUACCUAGGCCAGCCAUCCUAACCUGUGUAUCUCUAGGUAUUCCCAGCCGGGUGUAUGGGAGGCAUACCUAGGCCAGCCAUCCUAACCUGUGUAUCUCUCUAGGUAUUCCCAGCCGGGUGUAUGGGAGGCAUACCUAGGCCAGCCAUCCUAACCUGUGUUUCUCUCUAGGUAUUCCCAGCCGGGUGUAUGGGAGGCAUACCUAGGCCAGCCAUCCUAACCUGUGUAUCUCUAGGUAUUCCCAGCCGGGUGUAUGGGAGGCAUACCUAGGCCAGCCAUCCUAACCUGUGUAUCUCUAGGUAUUCCCAGCCGGGUGUAUGGGAGGCAUACCUAGGCCAGCCAUCCUAACCUGUGUAUCUCUCUAGGUAUUCCCAGCCGGGUGUAUGGGAGGCAUACCUAGGCCAGCCAUCCUAACCUGUGUUUCUCUCUAGGUAUUCCCAGCCGGGUGUAUGGGAGGCAUACCUAGGCCAGCCAUCCUAACCUGUGUAUCUCUAGGUAUUCCCAGCCGGGUGUAUGGGAGGCAUACCUAGGCCAGCCAUCCUAACCUGUGUAUCUCUCUAGGUAUUCCCAGCCGGGUGUAUGGGAGGCAUACCUAGGCCAGCCAUCCUAACCUGUGUUUCUCUCUAGGUAUUCCCAGCCGGGUGUAUGGGAGGCAUACCUAGGCCAGCCAUCCUAACCUGUGUAUCUCUCUAGGUAUUCCCAGCCGGGUGUAUGGGAGGCAUACCUAGGCCUUCACAUCCAGAAGCAGAACACUAAGAACGUUCAGAAGAGGAACCUACGUCAGGUGAUCCCCCACCCCUACUACAACGCCUACACCUUCGACAACGACGUGGCUCUGAUGGAGCUCGACAGCCCUGUGACGUUCUCUGAAUACAUCAGACCCAUCUGUCUGCCCUCGCCCCAACACACCUUCCCCCCGGGCAACUCUGUCUGGAUCACGGGUUGGGGCGCCACACGAGAGGGAGGUGAGUCAGAAUGGGGGUGGUCUCUGCCUUCAUAUACAGCAUUAGUUACUAUGUACUGCAUAAUAUUUUAGUUUAUUGCUGUGUAGCUAUAAUUAUUUAAUAGCAAUGUUAUAGUAUGUUUUGAAUUAGCUUUCUGCUACAUAUGAAUACAAACAUGUUGCAUGAAGAUGUUCCCAAACAGUUAGAGAUUGAUAAUAUGCUCCCACUCCCUGAUAAUAUGCUCCCACUUCCUGAUAAUAUGCUCCCACUUCCUGAUAAUAUGCUCCCACUUCCUGAUAUGCUCCCACUUCCUGAUAAUAUGCUCCCACUUCCUGAUAAUAUGCUCCCACUUCCUGAUAAUAUGCUCCCACUCCCUGAUAAUAUGCUCCCACUUCCUGAUAAUAUGCCCCCACUCCCUGAUAAUAUGCUCCCACUCCCUGAUAAUAUGCUCCCACUUCCUGAUAAUAUGCUCCCACUUCCUGAUAAUAUGCUCCCACUCCCUGAUAAUAUGCUCCCACUUCCUGAUAAUAUGCCCCCACUCCCUGAUAAUAUGCUCCCACUUCCUGAUAAUAUGCUCCCCACUCCCUGAUAAUAUGCUCCCACUCCUGAUAAUAUGCUCCCACUCCCUGAUAAUAUGCUCCCACUCCUGAUAAUAUGCUCCCACUCCCUGAUAAUAUGCUCCCACUCCCUGAUAAUAUGCUCCCACUCCCUGAUAAUAUGCUCCCACUCCCUGAUAAUAUGCUCCCACUCCCUGAUAAUAUGCUCCCACUCCCUGAUAAUAUGCUCCCACUCCCUGAUAAUAUGCUCCCACUCCCUGAUAAUAUGCUCCCACUCCCUGAUAAUAUGCUCCCACUCCCUGAUAAUAUGCUCCCACUCCCUGAUAAUAUGCUCCCACUCCCUGAUAAUAUGCUCCCACUUCCUGAUAAUAUGCUCCCACUCCCUGAUAAUAUGCUCACACUCCCUGAUAAUAUGCUCCCACUUCCUGAUAAUAUGCCCCCACUCCCUGAUAAUAUGCUCCCACUCCCUGAUAAUAUGCUCCCACUCCCUGAUAAUAUGCUCCCACUCCCUGAUAAUUGUCAUAAAUGCUGUAGGUGGGUGUAGUGGUGGAAUCAAGCGCAGGACACCGAAGUAUAGUCCAAAAGACUUUAGUGGAAUAUCCAACAAGGAAAACAGAACAAACUUGCCCAAAGGCGAAACUACGCACGUAGGCGACAAACAAAAGGCGCACUACACAGGUGCGUAAAACGCUCCAACACAGUGGAGUAAAGCUCAACCGAGCAAAAUAAGGAAAUCGACACGCAAACAUACGACAGGAACAAUCACACACAAACACAGACACACCCAACGAGACUUAAAUAGAACACAAAUGAGGACUAACUAGACACAGGUGUACAACAUCAAGACCAAACCAAACGAACAUGAAACAUAGAUCGGUGGCAGCUAGUACUCCGGGGACGACGACCGCCGAUGCCUGCCCGAACCAGGAGGAGGAGCAGCCUCGGCCGAAACCGUGACAAUAAUAUGCUCCCACUCCCUGAUAAUAUGCUCCCACUCCCUGAUAAUAUGCUCCCACUCCCUGAUAAUAUGCUCCCACUUCCUGAUAAUAUGCUCCCACUUCCUGAUAAUAUGCCCCCACUUCCUGAUAAUAUGCUCCCACUCCCUGAUAAUAUGCUCCCACUUCCUGAUAAUAUGCUCCCACUCCCUGAUAAUAUGCUCCCACUCCCUGAUAAUAUGCUCCCACUUCCUGAUAUGCUCCCACUUCCUGAUAAUAUGCUCCCACUCCCUGAUAAUAUGCUCCCACUUCCUGAUAAUAUGCUCCCACUUCCUGAUAAUAUGCCCCCACUUCCUGCAUCAUGAUAAUAACUACUGCAUGUGUCUGUAUGUUAGGUUCUGGUGCAUCCAUCCUGCAGAAGGCCCAGGUCCGUAUCAUCAACAGUACGGUGUGUAACCGUCUGAUGGGAGGGCAGAUCACCUCCAGGAUGAUGUGUGCUGGAGUGCUGACUGGAGGAGUGGACGCAUGCCAGGUACCUUACUUUGACCUAACUCUCUAUCCCGAUGAACCAGGCCAUACUGUAGGGCUGCCACACAGGGCUCUGGUCAAAAGGAGUGCUGAGUAGGAUGAGAUAUAGCCAUACACUAACACUGUCUCUCUCUGUCUCUCCCUCUGUCUCUCCCUCUGUCUCUCCCUCUGUCUCUCUGUCUCUCUCUCUCUGUCUCUCUCUCUCUCUCUGUCUCCCUCUCCCUCUGUCUCUCUGUCUCUCUCUCUCUGUCUCUCUCUCUCUGUCUCUCUCUCUCUGUCUCUCUCUAUGUCUCCCUCUGUCUCUCCCUCUGUCUCUCCCUCUCUGUCUCUCUCUCUCUGUCUCUCUGUCUCAGGGGGAUUCUGGCGGUCCUCUGUCCAGUCCUGGUGGUAGUCAUAUGUUCCUGGCUGGAGUGGUGAGUUGGGGCGACGGCUGUGCCCGUAGGGACAAGCCUGGAAUCUAUACCACUGUCACCAAGUUCAGGGGCUGGAUCAAGGAGAAGACCGGCGUGUAACAGGAAACGGGAAACCAUUAGGAACGAUGAGGACGUCCGACGACGAACACACCAGUACUGUACAGAUUACCGGUUGGCCAAGACUCACCCGCUACCCACUUCCAUUCUCUAAGAGUGAUGAACUAUUUUAGAAGUUUUGAUCUCAGGCCUCAAAAUGCACUCCCUUUCAUAUCGAUGGACUGUGGACCAUUGGUUGGUUUUCUCUGUUGAAAGGCAUCGCCUUAAUGUCUAAAUGUGUAUUUUAAUGACGGGUGUCUGAAUGUCUAAAUGUGUCUUUUUAAUGAGGUGGGAUAGGUGGUUUGGGGAAAGUGUUUUAAGAAUUGUAAAUAAUGUCUAAUUAAUUGUGUGCGUCUUUUUAUAUAUAUUUGUUUUGCAAUCGGUCGUUUGGAUUGGAUGCACAUUUGCUUAAGUACGAUUUAGGACAUUUUAGGAAAGAACUAUAGAACACUGUUACAUAUAAGGAGACAAUGUCCUGUUGCUUGUUUUGUCAUUGUAUUUCAAUAAUUUGCCCAUAGUUUAUUUUCUCUUACAUAUUUUAGAACAGUGGCUUAAAUGUGAAUUCAGUCUCUCUUUUACUUGUUGUCCUUGUACUCAUGGGGGUGCAUCCCAAAUAGCACCCUAUUCCCUAUGAAGUACACUACUUUUGACCAGGGUCCAAUAGGGCUCUGUUUAAAGGUAUUCCACUAUGUAGGGAAGAGGGUGCUAUUUGGGAUCCAGACAGUGACCCCCACCUCCUAUGAUUUGGUAUUUGACACAAUCGUUUGUUGAAAUACCAGGCAGUCCUGACGUGACAUGAUGAUGACUAAUGUGCCUUUUUUAAAGUGUGAUACUUUUGUAUUUCUCAUCAGGGAUUUUAUUUCAUUUUGAUCCGACGUAAACACUUUUAUUACAGAAUAAAGCUCCAUUAGAGUUUAUAAAACCCAUGUCUUUAGUUUAGCAUAUACAUGGAUUGAUUUCACAACAACUUUGAGGACAUAGAAAUGAUCCAAUUUAGCUUAGAAAUAAAACAUUAUUAAGCUUUUAUCAAAUCAACCACUUACUGUAAUUGUUUUAUACAUGUAAGUGUUUGAAAAUAAAUAUGAACAAUUAGUCUUUCAUGGCUUUUCUCAGUAGAUGUUAUAUUCUGAUUACCCAGCACAGCAUUUGACGUCCCUGAAAACACACCAGUUGACACUAGAGCCCCGUCCAUCUUCACUCCUCCUUCACUCCUCCUUCACUCCUCCUUCACUCCUCCUUCACUCCAUCUUCACUCCUCCUUCUGCAGAUACACUUCCACUCUCUGGUUCUCUACUGCUGUAAACCUGCAGGUCCUGUAAGAUACUAGCCUGUGGGAAUGAAUGCACAAACACAGGCUUGUUUUUAGUCUUGUGCUACCAGACGUCACACAGACAACUGGGGUCGUAGGCUUUUUUAGUGUUCUUUUAGCAAUUUCAAUUUUAGUCGAAUGAAUUCAGAUUUGAAGGAGAGUUGAAUACAAAAUGAAUCCAGAAACUCAUCAGUGUUGUGUCGAUGUAGUGAUGCUAUUUACCCCUGGUGUCUGGGUAGUUGUGCAAGUAUCAGAUGACUGAUCCGAAUGCUUCUCUUCCUCCAGGCCAAGUACAGGAGACGUUGAGAGUAGAAGUGAAGUGACAUGGUUCUGAACGCCGUAACAGGGUGGUCUAUGGAAACCAUGAACUGGUACAUCUGAUGGGGCUCAAACUGCACCAGGGAAGGACUAGACACAAUUGUCAACGGCACGUUAAGAGUUGGCAAGAAGAUUCAUCAGAUAAAGACAUUGGCUACAUCCCAAAUGGCACCCUGUUCCCUAUAUAGUGCACAACAUUAGGGCCCUAUGGGGAGUAUAUAGUGCACCGUAUAGGGUCCCGUUUUGAGAUGCACCCAUUAACAACUGAAGAACCAGAUGACAGUCUCUCACCCGGACACCAACAUGACGGGUGUUUUCCUGACGUGUCCCUUCAGCUGAAUGAAUAGCUGGGCUCCUAAUGAGACGUUCCCCUCCAGGUGCACCUCCAACAGGAACGGCGUCACUAGAAGGGACAUAAAAGCAGGUUAACCAAACUGUUCUCGCAGUUGUUCAAGCGACUGUAACUGUGUGACACUGUCAGUGUGUGUGUGUGUGUGUGUCCUGAGUUCCUGACCACAGAAAGGGUCCGUUGCUGUGAUGUCCAGGACAGCGGUCAGGGGCUGGAAGGUGAUUGGUCGAUCCGGAGGCAGCCAGCUGAUGUCGUAGCCUAUAGGAGAGAAUAACCAAUAGCUGACGGUAUCUUGAUGAUGAAACAUCCCUCAUUGAUAUUGCCCAUCAUCAACUCCAGUUUCUGCAUGUGUGAAAGACUCCUCUUUGUUCAGAGAGAAAAUGUGUCGGAGAGCUAUACAGUCUACAUUAUCUUGUAUUUUACCCAGCCGGGGGCAGGUGUUGAGGCAGGGCAGUGUGUAUUUUACCCAGCUGGGGGCAGGUGUUGAGGCAGGGCAGUGUGUAUUUUACCCAGCCGGGGGCAGGUGUUGAGGCAGGGCAGUGUGUAUUUUACCCAGCUGGGGGCAGGUGUUGAGGCAGGGCAGUGUGUAUUUUACCCAGCUGGGGGCAGGUGUUGAGGCAGGGCAGUGUGUAUUUACCCAGCUGGGGGCAGGUGUUGAGGCAGGGUGGUUUACAGCUGGGGCAGGGUUUGGCAGGAGGUGCUUUUACCCAGCGGGGGCGUGUUGAGAGGGCAGGAUGUGUAUUGUAAACCCAGCCGGGGCAGGUGUGUGAUGCCAGGCAAGUUAAUUUUACCCAAACUGGGCAGGUUGAGGCCAGGGCAGGGUUAUUUUAUCCCAGCUGGAGGUGUUGAGGCAGGGUGAGUUUAUUUUACCCAGCGGGCAGGUUUGAUCCGGGCAGUAUGAUUUUUCCACUGGGAGGUGUUGAGGCCAAGGGCUGUGUAUUUUACACUGGGCAGGUUUGAGCAAGGGCAGUUGUUUUUUCCACGGAGUGUUGAGGCAGAGGCAGUGUGUAUUUUACAGCCGGGGUCAGGUGUUAUGCCAGGGCAUAGUAUUUUAACCAUCUGGGGCAGUUGGCCAGGCAGUGUGAUUACCCAGCUGGGGCAGGUGUUGAGCAGGGCAGGUGUUUAUUACCACCGUGGGCAGGUGUUGAUGCCAGGGCAGUGUGUAUUUUACCCAGCUGGGGCAGGUGUUGAGGCAGGGCAGUGUGUAUUUUACCCAGCUGGGGGCAGGUGUUGAGGCAGGGCAGUGUGUAUUUUACCCAGCCGGGGGCAGGUGUUGAGGCAGGGCAGUGUGUAUUUUACCCAGCCGGGGGCAGGUGUUGAGGCAGGGCAGUGUGUAUUUUACCCAGCUGGGGGCAGGUGUUGAGGCAGGGCAGUGUGUAUUUUACCCAGCUGGGGGCAGGUGUUGAUGCCAGGGCAGUGUGUAUUUUACCCAGCUGGGGGCAGGUGUUGAGGCAGGGCAGUGUGUAUUUUACCCAGCCGGGGGCAGGUGUUGAGGCCAGGGUGGUGACAGCGGGUACAGAGAGCUCUCUGGAAGUCCUCCACUCCCUGACAGGGGAAGGCUGUGAGAGGGCAGGAGGAUCGGAUGGAGCUGGUGAACAACCUGUAGGCCCGGUGGUGACUGCACAGCAAGUAAUCCUCCCCUGUAACGCACACACACCAACACGCAGGUUGACCUUUAUUCAGGUUGACCUUUAUUCAGGUUGACCUUUAUUCAGGUUGACCUUUAUUCAGGUUGACCUUUAUUCAGGUUGACCUUUAUUCAGGUUGAUCUUUAUUCAGGUUGACCUUCAUUCAGCUGAAUCUUGUCCUGGAUGCAGAACUGAGCCAUUUCCACUAGAUGUGCUAGCUGCAAAGUCCAAAAUUGCUAUAUAUCUUACAAAUUCAUGAAAAACAAAACAUUUGCUUUUUGAUCUUAAUUUAAGGUUAAGGUUAGGCAUAAUGUUAGCAGUGUGGUUAGGGUUAAAAAUCCGAUUUUAUGACUUUGUGGCUGUGCCAGCUAGUGAUGACCCUGUAGAGCUGCCUCAAAUAUACAGUUGAAGUCGGAAGUUUACGUACACCUUAGCCAAAUAUAUUUAAACUCAGUUUUUCACAAUUUCUGACAUUUAUUCCUAGUAAAACUUCCCUGUCUUAGGUCAGUUAGGAUCACAACUUUAUUUUAAGAAUGUGAAAUGUCAGAAUAAUAGUAGAGAGUGAUUUAUUUCAGCUUUUAUUUCUUUCAUCACAUUCCCAGUGGGUCAGAAGUUUACAUACACUGAAUUAGUAUUUGGUAGCAUUGGCUUUAAAUUGUUUAACUUGGGUCAAACGUUUCGGGUAGCCUUCCACAAGCUUCCCACAAUAAGUUGGGUGAAUUUUGGCCAAUUCCUCCUGACAGAGCUGGUGUAACUGAGUCAGGUUUGUAGGCCUCCUUGCUCUCACACGCUUUUUCAGUUCUGCCCACAAAUGUUCUAUAGGAUUGAGGUCAGGGCUUUGUGAUGGCCACUCCAAUACCUUGACAUUGUUGUCCUUAAGCCAUUUUGCCACAACUUUGGAAGUAUGCUUGGGGUCAUUGUCCAUUUGGAAGACCCAUUUGCGACCAAGCUUUAACUUCCUGACUGAAGUCUUGAGAUGUUGCUUCAAUAUAUCCACAUAAUUUUCCUUCCUCAUGAUGCCAUCUAUUUUGUGAAGUGCACCAGUCCCUCCUGCAGCAAAACACACCCACAGCAUGAUGCUGCCACCCCCGUGCUUCACGGUUGGGAUGGUUUUCUUCGGUUCGCAAGCGUCCCCCUUUUUCCUCCAAACAUAACGAUGGUCAUUAUGGCCAAACAGUUCUAUUUUUGUUUCAUCAGACCAGAGGACAUUUCUCCAAAAAGUACAAUCUUUGUCCCCAUGUACAGUUGCAAACCGUAAUCUGGCUUUUUUAUGGCGGUUUUGGAGCAGUGGCUUCUUCCUUGCUGAGCAGCAUUUCAGGUUAUGUCAAUAUAGGACACGUUUUACUGUGGAUAUAGAUACUUUUGUACCUGUUUCCUCCAGCAUCUUCAAAAGGUCCUUUGCUGUUGUUCUGGGAUUGAUUUGCACUUUUCGCACCAAAGUACGUUCAUCUCUAGGAGACAGAACGCGUCUCCUUCCUGAGCGGUAUGACGGCUGCGUGGUCCCAUGGUGUUUAUACUUGCGUACUAUUAUUUGUACAGAUGAACGUGAUACCUUCAGGUGUUUGGAAAUUGCUCCCAAGGAUGAACCAGACUUGUGGAGAUCUACAAAAAUUUUUUCUGAGGUCUUGGCUGAUUUCUUUUGAUUUUCCCAUGAUGUCAAGCAAAGAGGCACUGAGUUUGAAGGUAGGCCUUGAAAUACAUCCACAAGUACGCCUCCAAUUGACUCAAAUGAUGUCAAUUAGCCUAUCAGAAGCUUCUAAAGCCAUGACAUCAUCUUCUGGACUUUUCCAAGCUGUUUAAAGGCACAGUCAACUUAGUGUAUGUAAACUUCUGACCCACUGGAAUUGUGAUACAGUGAAUUAUAAGUGAAAUAAUCUGUCUGUAAACAAUUGUUGGAAAAAUUACUUGUGUCAUGCACAAAGUAGAUGUCCUAACUGACUUGCCAAAACUAUAGUUUGUUAACAAGACAUUUGUGGAGUGGUUGAAAAACGAGUUUUAAUGACUCCAACCUAAGUGAAUGUAAACUUCCGACUUCAACUGUAUAAGUCAUCCCAACCUCCUUGUUAUAGUAGAUAGCUAAGGGAGGUCACAUGGGCCCCAGGCAUGAUGUUUGUCAUAAUAUUAUAGAUGAUAAAAAACCUGGCACACACUUUUCAUGAGAGCCUGAGGACAACCUGGGAGUUGAUGUCCUCUGCCGAUGUAGAAAUCAACAUGACCCAACGGUCUGGAAACCCCCAGGGGAGCUACCGGCUCAUUGGCUGAAAAUACACCAGGUAAUGAACUCACUGAUUGGUUAAAAAUAUCUAAAUGGUGUACUAUACUAUUAGGUGUAACUACAUGGCUUAUUAGGUGUGUUUAAAGUUCCUCACGGUUGAAGUUGGUGUGAAUCACAUCCACGUACUGGGCAUCAGUGGGAUCCAGGGACAGGCUUCUGUCUGCCUCAGAAAACAGUGGUGAGAAGGGAUCCAGGCCUGAGUUGGAUCAGAACACAUAAAAAGAAAAGAACAAAACACUAUUUGACCUGUCAGUUCCUCUGAAACUCAGAUUGGACUGUUACCAGAUGUAACCCUGUAUCAUGUUCUGUCUCAGUACCUGUGAUCCUGCCAAUAGCUCCCUCCAAACAGGCCCCAGCCACACCGGCUACAUGGGCCCCAACACCAAACCCUACCAGGUGGAACAGCUCUGGAGAAGAGCCCUGGUCCUCCUGGGGAAUAAACAUCAACACCUCAACAUCCUGGUCCUCCUGGGGAAUAAACACCAACACCUCAACAUCCUGGUCCUCCUGGGGAAUAAACACCAACACCUCAACAUCCUGGUCCUCCUGGGGAAUAAACACCAACACCUCAACAUCCUGGUCCUCCUGGGGAAUAAACACCAACACCUCAACAUCCUGGUCCUCCUGGGGAAUAAACACCAACACCUCAACAUCCUGGUCCUCCUGGGGAAUAAACACCAACACCUCAACAUCCUGGUCCUCCUGGGGAAUAAAAAACCAACCCUCACAUCCUGGUCCUCCUGGGGAAUAAACAUCAACACCUCAACAUCCUGGUCCUCCUGGGGAAUAAACAUCAACACCUCAACAUCCUGGUCCUCCUGGGGAAUAAACACCAACACCUCAACAUCCUGGUCCUCCUGGGGAAUAAACACCAACACCUCAACAUCCUGGUCCUCCUGGGGAAUAAACAUCAACACCUCAACAUCCUGGUCCUCCUGGGGAAUAAACACCAACACCUCAACAUCCUGGUCCUCCUGGGGAAUAAACAUCAACACCUCAACAUCCUGGUCCUCCUGGGGAAUAAACAUCAACACCUCAACAUCCUGGUCCUCCUGGGGAAUAAACACCAACACCUCAACAUCCUGGUCCUCCUGGGGAAUAAACACCAACACCUCAACAUCCUGGUCCUCCUGGGGAAUAAACACCAACACCUCAACAUCCUGGUCCUCCUGGGGAAUAAACACCAACACCUCAACAUCCUGGUCCUCCUGGGGAAUAAACACCAACACCUCAACAUCCUGGUCCUCCUGGGGAAUAAACACCAACACCUCAACAUCCUGGUCCUCCUGGGGAAUAAACACCAACACCUCAACAUCCUGGUCCUCCUGGGGAAUAAACACCAACACCUCAACAUCCUGGUCCUCCUGGGGAAUAAACACCAACCCUCAACAUCCUGGUCCUCCUGGGGAAUAAACACCAACACCUCAACAUCCUGGUCCUCCUGGGGAAUAAACACCAACACCUCAACAUCCUGGUCCUCCUGGGGAAUAAACACCAACACCUCAACAUGUCUACUACACUAUAACAGAGUUAGUCUUGUUCAAUUUGGGCCAGUUUCCCUGACCCAGUUAAAGCAUAUUACUGGACAAAAAAAUCAUUGGCCACCUUCUACCCAGUGUGGAACAUGUCCCCACCUGUAGUGUCUGUAUGGCCUGUGUCCCCACCUGUAGUGUCUGUAUGGCCUGUGUCCCCACCUGUAGUGUCUGUAUGGCCUGUGUCCCCACCUGUAGUGUCUGUGUGGCCUGUGUCCCCACCUGUAGUGUCUGUAUGGCCUGUGUCCCCACCUGUAGUGUCUGUGUGGCCUGUGUCCCCACCUGUAAUGUCUGUGUGGCCUGUGUCCCCACCUGUAAUGUCUGUGUGGCCUGUGUCCCCACCUGUAAUGUCUGUGUGGCCUGUGUCCCCACCUGUAGUGUCUGUGUGGCCUGUGUCCCCACCUGUAAUGUCUGUGUGGCCUGUGCCCCCACCUGUAAUGUCUGUGUGGCCUGUGCCCCCACCUGUAGUGUCUGUAUGGCCUGUGUCCCCACCUGUAAUGUCUGUAUGGCCUGUGUCCCCACCUGUAGUGUCUGUAUGGCCUGUGUCCCCACCUGUAGUGUCUGUAUGGCCUGUGCCAGCCUCUCUCCCACCUGCCUGGCUCCUUCGGUGAUCUCCUGCUCUGGGGGCAGCAGCCAAUCAGCUACCAGGACAUUAACCAGCCCCGCCUCCAACAGCUCCCCCGCCAUCACCCUCGCCCAGCUGGGCUGCAGCCUGGCUGGCCUCCUGCCCGGGACGAUCACUACCGUGGGGCACAGGGGGCUCCAGGCCACAGGACCAGGGGCCAGUCCUGGGAGGCCUGGUGGAGGAGAGAGGUCUAAGGGGGAACCACAGGGACCCUGCUCAGAGGAGAAGCUGAGGAGCCUCACCAGAGGAGAGGGAGGACUGAGACAGAGGAACUCAGAGCAGUGGGCAUGUUGGGCACCUGGGAGAAGAGAAUAUCUGUAAACAUCAAUCAUGUUGUUAACAGAUGACUGUAUUUUAGGUUAUUGUGAGGACUUCUCCCCAGUUAAUCAUGAUUAGGCAGCUGCUAGUGUUGGAAAAUUUGAGUUUUUAAUUUGAAUUGACCUCUAAUGUGCAUCUGAGCUAAUCACACAGUAAUCACCCCCAUAGUACCUGUGGCAGGACCAGACAGAAGACAGAAGAUCAGUAGAGACCAGACGACCAGGCUGCUGUCAGCUCCAGCGUUCUCCACACUGCCACCUGUUCUCUCCAUCACUCCAGCAACAAUGCAAAUCUCCCUCCCUGCUCUACAGCCUUCUGUCCUCUGACACUGAUAAGCCUCAGCGGAGGUGGAGACUGGAGUGUUUCUGA
Coregonus sp. 'balchen' is the source of this 34114-nucleotide messenger RNA. NCBI's taxonomy places the organism in Eukaryota, Metazoa, Chordata, Actinopteri, Salmoniformes, Salmonidae. The record is from the annotation of a GenBank genome assembly.